This is a messenger RNA of Lathyrus oleraceus (garden pea), 1604 nucleotides long. Its product is annotated as F-box/kelch-repeat protein At3g06240. The coding region runs from base 150 to 1376 and encodes 408 amino acids. Gene Ontology annotation, molecular function: protein binding. The record is from RefSeq and is a predicted model, not a curated record. The transcript has a single exon. NCBI's taxonomy places the organism in Eukaryota, Viridiplantae, Streptophyta, Magnoliopsida, Fabales, Fabaceae.
UAUACCAAAAAAUAAAAGAAUGAAAAGAAAUUUUGCAAUUACUUGUGUUUGAAAAUUGUCAAAAUUGACCUCGGUGACGAUGGAAAGAGGUUUUGGCGGUUGCAACGAGGACGUUUCAAUUCAUCGUUUCUUUUGCUCUGUGAUCGAAGAUGGCGAAAUCUGUAAGUGAGAAGGUAAGAAAUUACAUACCUGAUGAUCUUGCUUUCUCCAUUCUAUCAAAACUUCCUUUAAAAUCUUUGAAGCGUUUUGGAUGUGUAAACAAAACAUGGUCUGUUUUGUUUGAAAACCCUAAUUUUAUGAUCAUGUUUCGCAAUAAUUUCACAUCCAUUCCUCACUCUUACUACAAUGAUACAUCAAUCAUCCUUCAUCAAGAAGUUUGCAAUCACGAUCGUACUUACGUUAGUUUCACUCUGGAUUCACUUUCUGGCGAGCGGUUUGAGAAUAAAGUUAAAUUGGACUUUCCAAAUCCAUUUCAACAAGAGGACCCUGGAUUUUUUGUAUUGGUUUCUGGUAGUAUAAAUGGAAUUCUAUGUCUUUACGAUAGUGAUGGCGCCAUUGUAUUGUGGAAUCCAGCUACGGAAGAAUUCAAAGUCAUUCCUCCCAGCCCUGUCGAGUCUCUACCACCUUAUCAGGCUAUUAUUAAGUUUAUUCAUGGAUUUGGUUAUGACCCUUUUAGUGACGACUAUAAGAUUAUUAGGAAUGUAGGUUUUGUUCCAAUAUCGGAUUAUGAUGACAAUGCUCGUCCACUUCCGCCUGAUGUGCAAUGGGAAGAUGUCUGUGGGGACUAUGUUCCCUUUUGGGAGGUAUAUAGCCUAGUAUGUAAUUCUUGGAGGAAAGUUGAUCUCGUCCUUCCUGCUUGUUGUUGGCAAGGUGGCAACUGUAAUAAUGAUCUACUGUAUUUGGAUGGAAUGUGUCAUUGGCUCUCUAACUAUUAUGGAGAUGACAAUGAAGAGUAUGUGGUGUCAUUUGACUUGACCAAUGAGGUUUGUUUUACCACAAUCAUACCCACACAUAUCCCCUUAGACAUAGAUCCCAAUAGUUGUGUGCGCCAUGCGUUGGUGUUGUUAAAUGGAUCCAUUGCUUCCAUUUUAUCGUAUACAACUACUUUUCACAUAUCAAUUUUAGGCAAAUUGGGUGUGAAGGAAUCUUGGACUAAAAUCUUUGUUGUUGGACCCUUGUCCGACGAUAUUAAGUAUUCUAUUGGAGCGGGGAAGAAUGGUGAUAUAUUCUUCGCAAAGGAAGAUGGAGGAGAUCCAAUCUGCUUUGAUUUAUGUACCCAAAUGAUUGAGGAGCUUGACGGUGUUAAAGGAGCGGAAAAUUCUAAAAUAAUAAUUUAUAAAGAAAGUCUUGUUUCGAUUGGAGGAAGAAAUCAUUAGUUAGCUUACUUGUUUUCACAUAAGAGAUAAGAGAUUUAUGAUUGUGUUUAUUAGGAUACUUUUACUUUCAGUGAUAAAAAGUGAGUUGUCAAUCCCUCAUAUCAAAAUUAGGAUUAUCAAGUGUAUGAAAAAUUAAUAAACCAUUAUGAAUAUUAUAUUGAAAGUCUAUUAUGUGUCUGUUUUAUAACUGGUUUUAUUUUUAUUUCAACUCUUAGAAACUUCCAAUUA